CGAGUUACAUCGCAUCACAGCCUCAAAGCUCCCUCCCUGAGCUUGCAACGGCCUUCUUGUUGCAACCCGACUGCGCACAGAUCCCACAGGGCCAGCACAGCGAAUCUCAUCGCAGUUGCACGGCUGAAACGCAGCGUUUUGGAAGCUGACAUCAUGAGACCCACUACAGUCCUCGCGCUGCUCCACGCCACGCAUGCGAUGCAGCUCGCGACGCAACGCCGCAGCGUCCUCAAGGGCUGCGGCGUCGCUAUUGCGGCCCCGCUUGUCGCGAACGCCGACGACGAGCCCGUCGCCGCUGUUGCCGACGCGCCCGCUGUCGAGGCGCCGCCGCCGCCCCCGCCCGCCAAGACUUCGGCCAUCGACGACGCUAGAGAUAGAGCAAAACGCUACGCCGAGUUCUCCAAGACGCUGCGGAGGACCUACGACAAGAACCAACUAAACGCGGCCUACGCCGAGAUGGUUUCGUUUGAGAAGGAAUUAGCUAGGAUCGCGCCGACGAAGGAGGCCGCCGAGGGCGCGAAGGAGCUGAAGCAAGUUCUGAGGGACUUGUACGACGCGGCGAAGAGGGACGACCGGAGAGUGGUGCAGAAGAAGGUCGGCGAGGUUUCUGAUGCGGUAUCGUAUUUGGCCGACGCCUUGCAGUCCGCAAAAAAUGGAGGCGUUUUCUUGGACGAGCAGCCGAUAGGCAAGCUCCGGAGCGACUGGCAGCCGGGGCCGGGCUACGAGGCCGUCAAAUCGCUAACAUAUGCUCCUUAG
This is a messenger RNA of Pelagomonas calceolata, 756 nucleotides long. Lineage: Eukaryota; Pelagophyceae; Pelagomonadales; Pelagomonadaceae. The record is from the annotation of a GenBank genome assembly.